This is a messenger RNA of Racocetra persica, 501 nucleotides long. NCBI's taxonomy places the organism in Eukaryota, Fungi, Glomeromycota, Glomeromycetes, Diversisporales, Gigasporaceae. The record is from the annotation of a GenBank genome assembly.
AUCCACAAGGACCCCCAAAAGGACCCCCACCACAGAUUUCACAACCGGCCACCGCAAAUCCAGUAUCAAACCCAACCUCAAAUCCAGUAUCAAAUCCGACCUCAAGUCCAGUAUCAAAUUCAACUCAAGCUGCCCCGGCACCUACUCCAACUCCAGAUGUCUCUGCAAGGCCAAUAUUCAUCUUUACAAAUUCAAAAGUUUAUGGAAAAAUUGGGCGCAAUAUUACAUUUAAUUGGAAAUAUUCAGGAGAAUUUGAUUUUUUAACCAAAUCUUUAGUAGCACUGGCUGUAUAUAAUUACAGUACACAUAUAAAUUGGACAAUCAAUUCAAAUUUGUCGACAAGUGCUACCACUGUAACAUGGGACACUUCAACAAUCAUUAAUCCUACUCUAAUUGAAGGACCGUAUACAUUUAGUAUCUAUAACGGAUCUGAUUAUUUUACAACCGACAGACCUACUAUUCUCGCUCAAUAUCCUUUCAUGAUGUAUCAACCUGGGCCAC